Messenger RNA from Microplitis mediator, 830 nucleotides. RefSeq lists its product as uncharacterized. The record is from RefSeq and is a predicted model, not a curated record. Bases 1 to 651 code for a protein of 216 amino acids. The transcript is spliced from 5 exons. Lineage: Eukaryota; Metazoa; Arthropoda; Insecta; Hymenoptera; Braconidae.
AUGUCUAAUCUGAACGAUAAUAAUGAACUGGAGCUGCCAAAAUACUACUUAGUACUGUUUUUAAACAAUGAAUCUAAUAAAGAAGUUGAUGUUGUACCGGUUAAUUGGUUAACCUACAGUGUCGAAAAUGAUAAUUUUCGUUGUCAAUUCAUGCCUGGGCCGUAUGACCAGUCGAAACAUAAAUUAUUGCAAUCAAUGAUUAAAAAAUCAGAGGAUCCUUUACCUGACUGGCCUGAUUACCCCGUCGAAAUCCGUGGACGGCCUGCCAAUUUCAAAGAAGCUGAAGAAAGAUUGAAUAUUUUAAAAACCAAACCUGAUGCAUUCACUACUGAUAAUGACGAAUCAGUGAAGUUACAAAUUUUAAAAGAAAAAAAAUCACUGACAAAAAUAAAAACAACUGCAACUACCGCUAAGGACUUGAAAAACAAAUUAGAAUCGUAUCAUUUGGACUUUAACAACUCAGAGAAAAAAAAAUUUGAGAGUCCCUCAAGCAGCCGUUGUCAGAAAAAAAAGAGAAAAACGAGUGGUAAAGAUAAAGAAAAUUCGAAAUUCACGGCAAAAUUUAAAAAUUACGGACAGGUGAUGAGGGUGAUACCAGUGAACUAUCGUACACGAAUUCAUCCCACGAAUCAGAAAAUUACGGAUAGAUGAUCAGAGUAAGAACGAUGAAUUAUUGCGCACGAGCUCGUCCCACGAAUCAAGAGACUCUUCAAUACGAAGUAUUUUAUUGAAAAAUCGAAAGCAGUCGAAUAUAUCACCAGAAAAUAAUUAUAAAAAUUUGAAGUUAGAUGAUACUAAAAAAUGUUGGAAAAUCCAAAAGUGCACACCUC